UAUCACAUUCAGUACACAAAUAUUUUAAACCGUUUGUUAAAUUUUUAGUAAAAUUAUCAAGCAAGUUUUAAUACCACUUUACGAACGAUUUUCCACAUUGCAUAAUUUCGAAACGUCUUUAAGCAGACCAUCGGUCCUAGCUGUUUCGUCAGUCCAUCUCUUAGAUCUAGUUAAUACCUACAAGAAAACAAAAUGACGUCGGUUGUGGAGAUGCCCAAGGCGAAUUUGGACGAGGCAUUGCCUCCAUGGAUGAAGAUCGACUGGUCAGAUGAGGUGCUGCACGAUAUUUAUCGGGAUUGGGGAACCUACUACUCUCGGCGCCGCCGCGAGAACUUCGCCCUGCACUAUCUGAAUAAGGCGCUCGCCUUGGAGCCCUUGGAUCACAUGACCCUGUACAAGCGGUGCCAGAGCAAGAGGAAGGCUGCCCAAAUGCUGGGUGCUCUGGCCGACAGUCGGGAUGCAGCCAAGCUGGCCCUUAAGGUGGAUGGCGAGGAGAAGGCCAUUAUCAACCUGGAUAUUUGCGAUGUGCUGUAUGAAUUAAACCAAUUCGAAAACAGCAAAGCCGAAAUGCACAAUAAUAUGCGAAUCUUUAUCGGCAAUAAGAAAAACAGCUUUUUACAGCGCCAGCUGGUGGUGGAUGGAGUGAUCAAAGAUGUGACCAGUGAAGCGAUGUCGGAAUUCUUUACAAAGAAUCUGAAGACUGUGAACAUUGUGCACGACUUGAUUAAGGAGAAGGAGAGAAUCGACAGUCGACCACUGUGGAAGAUACUUAAAGAGCAGGGCAAGUGUGAUGUUCAGAGUAUACCAGAAGUUCCCGAGGAGCUGCUAUCCCCAAUGGAGAUUUCACGCCGGAAGCGUGCCUUUAACAUCUUCCAUCAAUCGUACAUCAACGACUCCUGGAUCGAUGUUCUCUUUAUGAAGAUGCUUUGCAAGAAUCCCACUCUCCUGCUGUCCCAGUGCAAGGAGUCAUCCUAUUUCCUUCAACUUCUCUCUGGCAAGCAAUACGAUAUUGUCCGUAAGUUUAUGAAAAUGCUGCAGUCCCGCUGCCCGCUGUACCUGGUGAACUACCUGAAGUACCGCAAUAAGGCCAUGUCGGACAGAUACCGUGAGGCCUACCUGUUUCGCGUACAGUAUCAGACACAUCGUAACAUGAACAAGGCCCUGAAGGAGAUCCGAGCUCUUCGAAAGGCCAAGAAGGUGCAGCAACUGGCCAAAUUCGUGGAAGAACUAAUGGGGUCAUAUGUAGUUCUGAAGACAGCUCGAGUGAUGUGCUGGAAGUUCGAGUUCCUCAAUGAGGUGUACAAUACCAUGGCCUUGGCCCUGGCCGAACAACUUCGAGUGCCAAAAGGCUUUACGCCCCAAGGAAGUAAUUCAAUUCUUAGAUUGCUGCGUCUUCCAGUUGAAAGAGUUAAGGAUUUCGUUUCGUUGACAUUUGGAGAUCGCGCCCCAGAGCCAGAGGGCAAUGAUCCAGCAACAUUAAGAGCCAAGAGAUUGACUGCACGCCUGGAAGAUCGAAUGAACUUUGCCAAGUAUUCCAUUGAAAAAUGCUAUUUGUUGCAUCAGAUUUCUCAGUCAUACUUGGACCAGGGACGUCAUUCUGAGUGUACUUUCAAUGCCCGAAAGGCUAUUAAGGAGAGUAAGCACUGCAAUAGCAACCUGUAUAAGUUCCUUAGCGUUGUCCAGAUAGUCAAGGCCAAUGCCAUUCUGCACAAGUUGGAGCAGACCAGGGAAGCUCUGGAUGAUGCCCUACCCAUUGCCCAUAUCCUGAGAUCUCAACCACUGAUAUUCUUCAUAGAGAACUGCAUGAUGUGCAACACGGAGGAUUCAAUCAACAAGCGUGCCACCAUGAUGCAAAGUCGUAGGGUGAGCAAAUCGGAAUCUGUGGCAACUCAAUCGUUGGUUAGCGCCCAGGAUAGUGUACCCCAGGAAUAAUUUCCCAUUUACUAUUUAAUAUUUAUUUAAUUUUUCCUUACAAAUUUACAAUCGGUGAUUAAAUGCUGCUAAAAUGUAAGAAAAAUAUAAUUUGCCUUGGCAAAACU
This is a messenger RNA of Drosophila eugracilis, 2039 nucleotides long. RefSeq lists its product as uncharacterized. Bases 193 to 1932 code for a protein of 579 amino acids. Gene Ontology annotation, molecular function: protein binding. NCBI's taxonomy places the organism in Eukaryota, Metazoa, Arthropoda, Insecta, Diptera, Drosophilidae. The transcript is spliced from 7 exons. The record is from RefSeq and is a predicted model, not a curated record.